GUCAAGUCGAGCAUUUUUUAUUUCACGUCAUCUUAGUUUACGGUUGUGUUUUUAUCAAAAUACAUAAUGAUUUUAUAUUAAUUUUAACACAUACCUUGUGAGGACAAUAAUCAAGAUGUGUAAUAAGUUAGCGAAUACUCGCCAUGCAUGAAUAAAGUGUAAAUUUAGACAUUGUGAAAACAUAGUGUUAGUGCACCGAUUUCAACUGAUCGUGAUCGAAAUGAGCGCCCAAAAGAAUAACGGGCCCCUCAUAGACCCAGCUCUGUGUAGAUGCUGCAGGGCUAUAAAAAAAUGUCGUGUCCUGACUGCAGAGUACACUUGGAUGGAGACCAGAGAGGUCUAUGCUGAUAUGAUCAUGGACUGUUUUGGCAUUCUUUUGUCUCAUGUAGACGACAAUGAAAAAGAUUCUGGCGUGUGCGCCACGUGCGUGGUGCGGCUUCGUGACGCGUGCGCAUUCCGCCAACAGGUGCUGCAGUGCGAGGAGCUGUUCCUGCAGGCCAAGCUGGAGGACAAGUCUGAAGUGGCAGAAAUAAAGAAGAACGUGGACAUAGAACUAAAAGCGGAGCCGAAGGAUGACGUGAGCGACCAUAACUCUGUCGGCGCACCGGAUUUAGAUGAUGGACAUUCGAUGGACUACUCCGUUGACGGUGCUGAAGACAUAAAACUGCCCAAGGAGGAAACCAAACCGGAUCUGCCCGAGCUACCCCCGGUACCGGACCUCCCCAAGUCUGAGGAGGAAAGCGACUACUCCAGCUCCGACUCCGAUAAGCCGAUCAAGAGGAGAAAAAAGAAGAAAGCCAACGGGGAGAAGAAAAAGAAAACUGGCAAGAAACUUAAACCAGGAACAUCAAAAAAGGAGAAAACACUAAGGAUACCCAAAAAGCCGCCGUCCGAGAAGCGAAACACCUACGACAGAGACCUCGACUGCAUGUCGGAGGAGAACCUGCUGACAAUAAUACAAUAUUCCUACGUCUGCCCCUUCAAGAACCGCAGAAACAACUAUUACUGCUUCUACUGCAAGGAUUACUACCCGAAGCCUGAAGAUCUGCGGGAGCACACAAUAACGCACGACACAAAACCCUUCCAACUGCUAAUGGGCUAUAGGAAAAUGCCGAAACUCGAUAUAACGCGAAUCGACUGCAGAUUGUGCUCGAUGAAAAUCAACGAUUUGAACGUAUUCAAGCAGCACGUGGACCAAGUACACGGGAAGAAGAUUUAUUUCGAAGCACCCGAUAAGAUGUUGCUGUAUCGCUUGACGUGGAACGAUUUGGUUUGUGUCAUGUGUAACGACGUGUUCGAAGACUUCAACACAUUGAACACACAUAUGGUGGAACAUUUUAGUAAUUUCACUUGUGAUAUUUGCGGCGUAUGUUUCCUGGAGAAACCUCGGCUGGAUGCCCAUUUGAAGAGGCACAACGACGACGAACGGCACACGUGUGAGAUUUGUGGUAAAGUGUUCAAAUCGAACCAUUACAAGGAUAUGCACGUGGACGUUGUUCACAAGAAGAAAGCGAUCAUUCGGUGCCCUAGGUGUGAUGAGUGUUUCAUGUCGUACGCUUUGAAGAACAAACAUUUGACCGAAGCGCAUGGACAGAAAAGGACGUACCCGUGUAACUUGUGUGACAAGGUUUAUAACAGGCAGAAAACAUUGACGGAGCAUCAAAGACGUAAUCACCAGAAGGUUUUGAAGCACCAGUGCGAAUACUGCGACCAGAGGUUUUAUUUGCCGUCUCGUCUGAAGGAGCAUAUGGCCACUCACACGGGAGAGAGGAACUUCCGCUGUGAACAUUGCGAUAAGAGUUAUCCGAGACUGAAAUCUUUACAAUAUCACAUACGGACCCACACGAACGAUAGGAGGUACCGUUGUCAUAUAUGCGGACAGGCGUUCAUUCAGAAUGCCAGUCUGAAAUCUCAUAUCAAGAGCCAUCAUCCAGAGUGUGAUAUAGAUGGAUGUUAUUUUUAGUCAAUUAUAAUAGGUAUGUUAGGUUUUAAUUAGUGCAUCGUGGUGUAAGUGUGCAGUUUCAGACGCAACCAGGAGAAGUAUCCAGGUAAAUUUAGUUAUCUAAGCGACUAAGCGAUAAAGUAUUAUUCUUUCUCAGAGAUUUCCUUCUCACUUCACUGGAGAGGAGCCCGGAGUGCUCCUUUGAGUAGAGAUACAGUCAACAAUAUAAAUAAUUAUAAACCUUUUAUACAGGGUUAAAAUGAUGUCUACAUACAUUAUGUCGUAUGAAAGUAAAAUGCAGCCAAAUUAUCAAAACUCAUUGAACAAAUAUUUUAAACCGACUUCAAAAAAGGAGGAGGUUCUCAAUAUGUCUGUAUUCUUUUUUUUAAUGAUACGGUAUAUUUCCGGUAUUUAUAAUCCGAUUUGAAAAGUUAUUUAAUUUUUUAAAAGUUAUGAAAAUGUCCGUGUUGUCUCAUAAAAAAUCGGUUAAGGUCUGGUCAUAAAUAUGGUAGAUAUUCCAGGGAAUACCUCAAAAAAUAACAUAGCUUCUGUUUAAUAACAGCGACUAUAAGAUUAAAAAAAAAUACAUUUAAAAUCACCCAUCACAAAUUUUGCACACAGACAGACAGACACAAACACGCACACUCUUUUUUGCACCGGGGUUAAGCUUAGAAACCUCUUGAUUAAAUCAUCAUUAUUUAUUAUUUUUGCGCAUUCACUUGCCGAUAUUUGGUAUUCUUUCACCACUUUCACCUCCCACAACUUUUAAACGGCUCAACAGAUUUUCAUCAAAACAUAUCGAAGAACACUCGCACGUAAAUCACGUUUAAUUGUCACGUCAAACUUAUACACUCUUUUUUUCCGUCAG
Molecule: messenger RNA, 2810 nt
Organism: Amyelois transitella
Lineage: Eukaryota; Metazoa; Arthropoda; Insecta; Lepidoptera; Pyralidae
Product: zinc finger protein 25
Exons: 5
Coding region: 221-1963 (580 amino acids)
Biological process (GO): regulation of transcription by RNA polymerase II
Cellular component (GO): nucleus
Molecular function (GO): DNA-binding transcription factor activity, RNA polymerase II-specific; RNA polymerase II transcription regulatory region sequence-specific DNA binding; zinc ion binding
Source: RefSeq, a predicted model, not a curated record